CCUCCGUCAUGCCAGCCGCAACAUCAAAACGCGUGCGCGGCAUCAAGAUCUCGCGCCACUUCAUCAUCGGUAACGAGGCCCACGUCCUGCCCCAUCCUAACUAUCCCUCCCCAGCACCUGAAGGCCACACCAAAGGCUGGAAAGUCUAUGUCCGUCCUCUCCCCAAUGGCCCCGAUAUAACCACGUGGCUCAAGAAAGUCCAAUUCAAACUUCACCAUACCUAUGCUGAUGCUUCGCGGACCAUCGAAUCUUCCUCCAUGAUCGACCCGGACAAAGGGUGCGCCAAAAGAGACAUCUCAUUCGAGGUCGCUGAGACCGGAUAUGGAGAAUUCUCGGUAGAGAUAAGACUCUACUUCGCGCCAGAAAGUGGGGAGAAGGCGAUCUAUCGCGAGCAUUAUCUGACGCUGUCGCCGUACGGAGACGAGAAGCAGAGAGCUAAGCAGGAGAAAGAGAAUCUGGUUGUUGCUGAGCGCCUUGAGAUGAUUGAGUUCAAUGAGCCCACAGGUGACUUUGCGAAGAUGAUGAUGAGUGAGGAUCAGUUCAAUUGGUUGAAGGUGAAGAAGGGAAGAGGGAAAGGGAAGAAACCGGAUUUCGUGUUCGAGGGUCAAGUCGAGCCUAGUGCACAGUUGCCGGAGAAGGCAAUCGGAGAGGGAGGCGGGCCGAAUGGCGCCGCGUGGAGUGCGCAGUACGAGAAGCAGGUUUUGGCGCAGUUGGAGAAGGGUCGGGAAAAGCUUGACUCUAUGCUUGAGGAGGAAAAGAGGAGGAUGGAGCAGAGGCGGAAAGAGCUGGAAAAGCUGGGUGGAGGUGUGAAAGCAUAGAGAUCGUCUCAAGAAAACAUGAGGCUCUAGGAUUGGGUCUGGGACUUCUAUGCGAAUGUCUCGUGUCCCAGUCACACUGAUUGCUACAGGUAAAGUAUGGACCAAAUCAGGAUGUAAUGAAUCCACCACGAACGAACGAUUUCAUCAAAAUCGUGUCAAACAAGGUAAUGUCCAAGUCCUGUUCACGGCGCGGAGACUUCCAUCCUGAUAGCGGGGAUGUGAGCAAUCGCGGCCAAAAGAUGAAAUCGUGCAUGGAACUCCCGCGGCUGAGAAGGUAUAUGGGGCUCGUGAACAACACUCUGGAGGGGAGGCGAGAGCCGUGGUGUCAGGCUACGAUACG
This is a messenger RNA of Sphaerulina musiva SO2202, 1158 nucleotides long. RefSeq names its product yeats-domain-containing protein. The record is from RefSeq and is a predicted model, not a curated record. The transcript has a single exon. Gene Ontology annotation, biological process: regulation of DNA-templated transcription. Bases 9 to 818 code for a protein of 269 amino acids. Lineage: Eukaryota; Fungi; Ascomycota; Dothideomycetes; Mycosphaerellales; Mycosphaerellaceae.